Engraulis encrasicolus (European anchovy) is the source of this 3554-nucleotide messenger RNA. It is a transcript of the gene dsc2l, whose product is annotated as desmocollin 2 like. Gene Ontology annotation, molecular function: calcium ion binding; cadherin binding. The transcript has 16 exons. Lineage: Eukaryota; Metazoa; Chordata; Actinopteri; Clupeiformes; Engraulidae. The coding region runs from base 286 to 3063 and encodes 925 amino acids. Gene Ontology annotation, biological process: cell-cell adhesion mediated by cadherin; adherens junction organization; calcium-dependent cell-cell adhesion. Gene Ontology annotation, cellular component: plasma membrane; catenin complex; adherens junction. The record is from RefSeq and is a predicted model, not a curated record.
UUGGAUGAGAUAAGAGCGUGUUCUAGCCCAACCUGUAAUGUCUACACACUGGCCUCAGCGGUGACUUUGGCGUAUCUUGCUACCCCCUGGCCCAACUAUUCUCUGUUCCCACCACACCCUCUGUUGGGGUUGUAAUGUCUUGAAAGACCGCCACCUCCACUCCCUGACCAUCGCCCAAGCAGCGGACUACAUCCUAACCAGACUUCUACUUGUGUUGUCUCAUCGCAACGGGUUUGUUGUCUUUGGGAAAUUAAUGAGAUACGCGCCAUCCGCGGAGCCCCUAAUAUGUCUCCGGGCGCAUUUUUCCACGCAAGCCUGAUCUACAUGGUCUUGAUUCAAUGUGCACAGUGCUGUGUCCCCUCCACUAUCCAGGCACAGGUGCCGGUGGAGGUGCAGCCUGGCUAUGUUGUCUCUAAAGUCAACGUGGGCAACUGUGGCAGGAAGACCUUUGCCUUCUCCACGUGUGACCCGGACUUCAGGGUGCUCCCCGACGGCACCAUCAUGACAGUGAGGAUGACCCGGGUCACCCAGGAGGGCAAGAACUUCUGCGUGUACGCCCAGGACCAGAGGCAACACAGAUGGAAAGUGGACGUCACGCUCACUCGCACUGAACAGCCUCUGCCACCUUGGCAACCUCGGCCACCUCAGCAGAAGACGGUGCUGCGCCGCUUCCGGAGACGCUGGAGCCCCCCUCCCAUUUACAUCCAGGAGAACUCCCCCCCUCCAUACCCCAAGGACCUGGAACAGAUUGGGUCAGACUCCAUGCAGAACCAGACAGUGUACUACCGCAUCAGUGGGCCGGGCGUGAACCAGCACCCGGUUGGGGUGAUCUCCUGCGAAGGGCAGACUGGGCUGCUGAGGGUGCACCGCCCCCUGGACCGAGAGGAGUUCCCCCAGCUCAUAUUCAUAGCUCGCGUCUACAACGCAUUCACACACAAAGAGACGGAUCUCCCCCUGCCAAUCACAGUGCACGUUGAGGACGUCAAUGACAACGCCCCAGAGUUUGUCGGCUCCCUCCUCUUCACUGUGGAGGAGCACAGCAAAAUAGGUACGGUGGUGGGCCUCAUCAACGCUACUGAUAAGGAUGAGCCCAACACGUCUCACACUAAGAUCAGAUACAUCCUGCUGACAGGAACUGACUUCUUCUCUGUGCACUCCUUCAGUGGAGUACUCUCUACCAAAACAAUCGCCCUGGACAGAGAGGUCCAGGACAAGCACCUGGUAACCGUGGAGAUCCGAGAUAUGGGCGGAGCAACAAACGGGCUGUUCAACACAGCAACCGCUACCAUCGCACUGACCGACAUCAAUGACAACCCACCCACCUUCUCAAACGCCAGUUACAAGGCCCGAGUUCAGGAGAACAAAGUAGACGUCCUGGUUCUGCGCAUCAAGGUGGAGGACAAGGAUUUGAAGGGCACACCCAACUGGAGGGCCAUUUUCAAGAUAGUGAAGGGAAACGACAAAGGAUACUUCAAGGUGGACACAGAUAAAGAAACAAACGAAGGGUUGCUUUACGUUAUCAAGCCUCUGGAUCAUGAGGAGGGAGGCCACCUCCUGCUGGAGCUGGAAGCUGAAAACGAGGCCCCUCUGGCAGGCACCACCAGCGGCUGGAACAGGGCCACUGUGGAGGUGACGGUGGGGGAUGAGGACGAAGGCCCAGUGUUCUCCCCACCCAUCCUCAUCCUCCGCGUGCAGGAGAACGCCCCCGAGGGCACACUCAUAGGCACCUACACGGCAGUGGACCCGGAGACGGGAGACGGCAGAGGCAUCAAAUACUAUGAAGAAACCGACCCUGCCUCUUGGAUAAGUGUGGAAGAAAGCACGGGACGGAUUAUGACGGCCAGCGCCAUUGACCGCGAGUCUGAGUUCGUCUCCAAUGGCAUGUACAACAUAACGGUGCGCGCUGUUGACAUAAGCAACAAGCGUGGCAUUGGGACGGUCCUGAUCAUCAUUAUGGACGUGAACGACAACAACCCAGUCAUCACGGUGCCGGACCACAUCCUGUGCGAGAAGGAAGGGGCGGAGCUCGGCUCCAUCACGCUGCACGCCACGGACGCGGACGGACCGCCUUACGGUGCACCGUUCACCUUCGAGCUGGGGGAGGACGCCGGCGGCAAUUGGAAGCUGAAGGAUGCUACAGGUGAGUCUGUGGUUCUGCAGCAGGCCAAAGCUCUGCCCAUCGGUCAUUACCAGGUGCCCGUGGUGGUGAAGGACCUGCAGGGCGUGGGUGAGGUGCAGGUGGUGACCGUGCGCGUGUGCGAGUGUGCCAACACCACACCGGGCGAGGAGGAGUGCGUGCCCCUGAAGAGGUCCGCAGCGCUGGGAUCAUGGGGGGUCCUGGCCAUGCUGCUCGCACUACUACUGCUGCUACUGCUGGUGCUUCUGUUUGCCUUCAUCUGCACUACUGAGAGUGAGAAGAUCUACAUGGAUGAUGGCAGUGGAGGCAUGCUGCUCAAGUCCAACACUGAGGCACCCGGAGAGGAAGUGAAGACAGACCCGUUCCUCACGUUGUGCCCCAGCCCAGUGGAGCAGGUGGACAUCCAGACCAAGAGCCAGUUGGCAGGCAGCCUGGCUGGGGGGCUGGCUGGCAGUGGGAUGGCUGGGGGCCUGGGUGGUGGUGGUGUUGGUGGUGGUCUGGAACAGGAGACCUUGAAUCAGCAGAGCAUGUACCAGGAGAACGCCUUCCACACCUCCACGCGCGAGUACCGGACGACCGACGGCCAGAGCAACUACUACAACACCUCUGGUCACUACGGCCACGGUUUCUAUGGCGACGCGGGCUACGUGAGCUACUCGGGCGAGGCCUUGGACACGUGGCGGACCAACGAGGUCUACCUGGACAAGAAACUGGUGUACUUCUACGAAGAGGAGGACGGGCGGUACGCGGACGACCUCCUGAAGGAUUAUGGGUACGAGGGCGAGGGCUCGUCGGUGGGCUCGCUGGACUGCUGCAGCCAGAUGGGCCUGGAAGAGGAUUCCAUGGACUUCCUGGACACGCUGGGUCCUAAGUUCCGCCUGCUCGCCAACGCCUGCACUCGCACGUCUCCAGAGGACGACGACUGAGAGAGAGAGAGAGAGAGAGAGAGAGAGAGAGAGAGAGAGAGAGAGAGAGAGAGAGAGAGAGAGAGAGAGAGAGAUGGAUGCAUGGAGAAAGGGAAGGGUGAAAGAGGGAAGGAAAAAAAACAGAGGGAAGAUAUAGGAAGGAAAGGGGAGGGAAGAAAGCGUGAGAGUGCAGAGGGAAGAAGAAGAGAUAAGAAAGAACAAACGAAAGAAAAAGAUAACAGAAAGAAGAGUGAGAGAGGUGAUUAAAUGAAGACAUGAGCAGAAGGGAAGAGGAAUAGGGUGGAGAGGGAGAGAGAGAGGGAGAGAGAGAGGGAGUGUGUGAUGAGAAACAGAUGAAGCAUAUGUGCUGUUUGCUGUAAUGUGGCGGGCGGGAGGGCGAGGUCAGCCUGGGAAUGAUCUCACCAGCUAGAAGCUUGGGACACUCGCUUUCUAACCAACAUGCUGACACACUGGAUUCAAACAUGCUGCCUGCUCAAAGUAGCCUUUGCUUU